UGUCUUACAGUAGGAGAACCCACCUCCCCCUUUUCACGGUCGUAGUAAAACAGUCUCCCUGCAGCUCGCCGCCAUGUACACGCACGGAGUGGCACAUCUCCAAUGCGCAGUGUGCAUCUCCUGUCCUGGCUCUGAGAUCUGCUGUCGUCUGUGAAAACCACGGCUGGUGCCUCACGCAGAAGAAGAAGAGGAAGGAGGGAAGGAAGGAAGGAGGAGAAGGAGAAGCGUUGCUCGCUGUUCGGACACUCAGAAACCGUCAAAUAUUAGCGUGAUCUUCAGCGUUUCUAUUUUUCCGUGUUUUAAUCUUCGAGGAGUGCGCGCAUCUCUCGCUUUUGAGUUGUUGGGGGAGCCUGCACAGGCGAGCAUGACAGCAUGACAAUGGUGCAAGGCUGGCUGACAGCAGGAUGAUGCGUUUUUGUUUUUUGUUUGUUUCUUUUUUGCGCUUUGACUUUUGAAGAAUGGGAUCUCUGCUGGAGCACUCAAGGACAACUCCGGAGGUUUAUUUAGUAAAUUCUGACUUAAGCGUAUUCGUAUCGUCGUUGUGUGUGCUAUGUGCUGUGGUAAACAUCUGGUGCCUGGUCCAGUCCUCUCUGCGCUCACCUUUCUCCUCCCCUCAGCCUCGGCGCACCUCUAAUUGGAGCGAGCGUCUUAAUUGAUGGAGAUCAUCCACGUCGGGCACUGACCUCGAGUUACACCGUUCGCCAGCUCACUGCGGGUGGACACGCGGCGCUUCUGCUCUUAUUUGGAUGCUAUUGUGCUCACACUCCACACUUGCGUUUGUCUAACUCGGCUGCUCGCUUCAUUGACAAUGCCGGUGAACGCGCUGCCUCGCGGCGGCAGCAGCAGCAUGGGCGGCCCGGGAUCCCUGAGCCCGGCGUCGCUGUCCCGGAGUCUCUCCCGGCUGAGGGAGUACCGGACCCGGACGAGGAUCAUGUUGGCUCUGGGGGUCUCUCAGAUGGUCCUCGGGAGUCUCAUCCUGGCUGUCAGCUUCGCAGCUCUGGCUCUCACCACAUCACCCAGAGUCCGGCACUCCUGUCCCUUCUGGGCAGGUUUCUCUGUUCUGCUCUCUGGACUCAUCGGAGUGGUGUCAUGGAAGAGGCCGCUCUCUCUCGUGAUCACAUUCUUCAUGCUGCUCUCUGCGGUGUGUGUGAUGCUCAACCUGGCGGGCUCCAUCCUCUCCUGCCAGAACGCUCAGCUUGUCAACUCUCUGGAAGACUGUCAGCUGUGUGGAUGCGUGUUCUCCCCUCCUCCCCCCCAGCUCAAGUUUGACAGCGAUGGAGUGUGUGUAUGCUGCGAGCUGCAGAAGCAGAGCUCGAGCUGCAACAACCUGGGAGAGACGUUGAAACUGAACCCACUGAGGGAUUGCAAUACCAUUCGUCUACGUCUCAAGGAGCUGCUCUUUAGCGUGUGCGCCCUGAACGUCAUCUCCACCAUUGUGUGUGCUCUAGCCACUGCAAUGUGCUGUAUGCAGAUGGUCUCAACUGAUGUGCUGCAGAUGUUUAUGCCGCACCGAGCUCGAGCCCUGAAUGCUGACUGCAUGACCCCCCAUGGAACCAUCCUCCACCAGACACUGGACUUUGAUGAGUUUAUUCCUCCCAUUCCCCCGCCACCAUACUACCCCCCAGAGUACACCUGCACCCCCUCAAUGGACGGACAGAGAGGCCUGCACCUGGACUUUCCCCAUUCCCCCUUCAGUGCCAUUUACGGAGUUCCUAUCAACAGCCCAGGGACACUGUACCCAACUGACCUGCCCCCUCCAUAUGAGUCUGUGGUGGGACAAACCCCUGCCAGUCAGGUCACCACCAGCAUAGAGCAACAGGCCACUGAGUCCAGUCUGUGUGAGAGAAACACUACUGCAGGACUCAGCACUCAGGCCUCUGUGGACAGUGCGUCCCUGAUGGUGUCAGAGGUGGCUGAUCAGGACCAGACCUGCUCCUCCGAGGACUUGUGCUCCCUGGAGGUCCAGGGCUCUGACUCCUCACCCUAUGGCACCCUCCACACGGCGCCCACUGAUGGAAGCUGCACCAGCCUGGAGCUCUGCACUCGCGGCUCCUCGCGGCGCCAUCGUGGCUUGGCCAAUACGGACCCUCGCCCGAGUGAUACCGGCUACAGUGAGUCCUCACACACCCAGGAGUCACUGGAACGCUCUCCGGACUGGUCGUCAGAGAACUUUAGCAACCUGGACCAGGAGGAUCCAGCGGAGAACACACAUCCGUGUGAGGAGCUCAGGGCAGCAAUGCACAUGUGUGAUGAGCUGGCCUCAGCUAAACAUUUACCAGAGGAGCCAGCUAAAGCGUCAACACACUCCCUCAUUAAAGCACGAAUGAUGAGCCGGAAGCUCACACUCCCUGUCACUAUCCCCCCGCCUCCUCAGCCAUGCUCCCCCACGUCUGUGGCAUCGUCUGGUGGAACCUCGGCUAUCAGCCCUUUGGCUCCGUCUCCUUCGCCUUCCCCUCCUAACAGGCCACGUGGCCCGAGACUGUGUUUCAGUGUUUGGUCACCCUCCUCAGCAUCACAGCCCCCCUCUACCUCAGCCCAAAGUGGCCACUCACCUUCAGAGAGGCCUCGGAUGCUCCGAGCUGCCAGGAGGUACCGCAAACUGGCACGCAUUGUCCGUUCCACCAGCGACCCUAUCUCCUGCUCCACCACAACAGGAAGAGAGAAUUGUGGCUGCGCCUCUGGAAAUAACCCUGCUGCUGACGAUUCAGCUCACACAUCCCCAGAACAGGAGCCAAGAGACGCUUCAACAGAGGCCAUCGAAGCGAAACCGGGUCAUUUAUGUGCCAGGAGGCAGCAGAAGGAGGGCAGGAAAGUUGACAUCCAACUCAAACCCCGAUCCGCGCACACGCACUCCUCCAACGACCGUCCACACUCCCUGGCUGACCUAAAGAUGUACAAAGACACCAAAAUAUUAGUGGCCAAGUUCCUGGAGCACUCCAGCUGCAGUCUACCUCCUGAAGUCCAGCAGGUUGUCAACAACAUCAAGUGUGUCAUUAAGUCGGACGAGAAACACAUGGAGGAGGCCAUCUUUAGUGCCAAUGUCAUAGAUCAGGUGAUGACCCAACGCAUCAUAGGCAGCCCCCGGAAGCGUGGCCACGAGGACCUUCACCUCCAGAGCUGCGGUGCUUUGAGUUCAUCCCCAUCCCCUUCCACGCGCCGUCCAAAACAUCUCCAACAAACAACCAGCGCCUCCACCGACCCACUGGGCUCCCCGUCGUCUGAACAAAGCCUUGAGUGCAGAGAAACUAUUCUCUGACCACUCUCUCAACAAGGACUCUGGUCAGAGCUCAGAGGGCAGGGUCCUGGCGUUUAAGACACGCUGUCCUGUCCAGCUGAUGUCUGUAGAGUGUUUAAUAACUCAUCAGGCAUCGUAAGAUCGUUUUUACACGGUUUGGCCACACUACAGAGCAACUUAAAUGCUGGCUUACUGUAUCUCCUAGUGCCCUGUGAGACCGUGCCAAGUCAUCAGCAGAAAUGGUAGCAAACUCAGACUGAGCCUGCCAGUGUCUGUAGUGGCUUCUUUCUCAUCAGAAAUUCAAAAGAAUGUUCCUCCCUCAGGGGAUAUUUUCUACUGAGUUUCAUCUCUUAAAAAGGAAACAAAUACACAACCGGUAAGUUUUGGUCUGUGACUGAAGGACAGGGGGAGGGGUUGGGGUUUGUCAGUAACAGUAUUGCUCUUGUCCUCAUAAGAAACAGAAAAAAUGUGUUUGUAUUAAACUGUGAACUGAACUGACAGGGCAUUAACAGCCACUGUUUGCGGACUUUGUGGAGUUGUUACUGAUAGGGUGGUGAAUAUUUUGUGGUUCAAGAACAUCACAGAUGUGGAUUAUUUAACUUACCUCAUUGUGUUACAAUUCUUAUCAGUGUUACAAUAAAAUAUGCGUUUGUA
Messenger RNA from Mugil cephalus (flathead mullet), 3889 nucleotides. It is a transcript of the gene entrep2, whose product is annotated as family with sequence similarity 189 member A1. Bases 809 to 3256 code for a protein of 815 amino acids. The transcript has 12 exons. NCBI's taxonomy places the organism in Eukaryota, Metazoa, Chordata, Actinopteri, Mugiliformes, Mugilidae. The record is from RefSeq and is a predicted model, not a curated record. Gene Ontology annotation, cellular component: membrane.